Molecule: messenger RNA, 1456 nt
Organism: Cataglyphis hispanica
Lineage: Eukaryota; Metazoa; Arthropoda; Insecta; Hymenoptera; Formicidae
Exons: 5
Coding region: 127-1452 (441 amino acids)
Source: RefSeq, a predicted model, not a curated record
UCGAUUCGAUCGCAAAUUAUUAGGGUGUUCUCAUAAUUAAGAAAAAAAUAAUUACGCGUAUAAUAAUUAAUAUUGUGUGGUGAAGAAAGUGCGGAGGCAACAAGACAUUUUUUCUAAUUAUCCAAAAUGAAAACCGUGUACUAUCUAUUGGGAUUGUUAUCCUGUGUGAGCCUGCCCUUGAUAACAGGCUUGGAUCUCGGAGAGAUCAUCAAGACUGCACAGUGCCAAUCGUCGUGUCUACGAAAUUUGACCACUGACGACAAAUGCUGGAAUGUCGGAAAAGAUAAGAACACACAGUGCGAGAAGUGCUGGCAAACCUGCGAAUUGCUCGGUCCUUUUAAUAACAAGACGAGGCUCGACAUCUGCAAAAAUUGCGCCCUUUUUUUAAAUUGCUCGAGUUGCGAAAUCGCCUGUACGUUUUAUCGAACAUAUGGGGUAGAGGAAAAUCAGUAUGAUCCAACUAAAUUACCGGCGCCAGAAAAGGACGAAAUUAUCCGCAUGAACAAACACGACAUGGCCAUAACAAUGCGUAAAAAUCUGUUAGGAACGUGGGAAAUGGACAAACAUUAUACUGCGAAUCAGAAGGUUAUAAUGAAACCGGGCGACUGGAUUAUCAUCACCAACGAGAAUGGAGCGAUCAAACAUUAUAGUUGGGAAAAGUGGUGGCCUACAUUACAAUCCCUCAAGGAUGGUCCCUUGUUUCAAGCUAACAUUACGUGGAUGGACUGGCAGACACAACUGAACAAACAACGCGAAAAAAUUAGCUUACCUGGGGAUAAAAUCUUUUUAGAACUGCGAAAUAAAAAGAAAAGAAAAAACAAAUCAUCUUUCGUCGUCACUUGGCAAGAAGAAACGGGAAACGGCAUAAUGGGCAACCAGGUAGCAGAUAGCGAAUCGGCGCAGAUUUCUUUGCCACCCGGCAGAUAUUCGAUCAGAGUAGCCACCAAUGAUGGUCCCGGUAGCUAUUCGAUUGUUAUCGACACCGCCGAUUACAAAAUUGAAAGUAACGAAUUCGAUCUCUACAUUUGCUACAUUAUCAAAUGGGACCUUAUAGUGAGUUUUCUAACGUGGCUAUUAAUAGUAUUAGUGAUGAUAUUAGUGAUAUUUAUUAAGGCAAUUAUUUUGAAAAGACGAAAAAACAAAAACAAUAUAGACAAUAUAGAGAUGGCAUGUCCGACAGCAGCAGAGAUGAAAUCUAACAAAUUGAAUAUACUGAUACCGUGCUUCAAAUAUGAGUCGAAUCAAACAGAUAGUGAUCCUUUCGCAAACAGUUAUACCGAUUAUAUAAACGAACAAGCGUGGACGGAAAUAGAUAUAAACGCGAAUGCGAAUAUGCAAGAUGCAAACGUGCAAAAUGUGAACGUAAACGUGCAAGAUGCGAACGCGAAUAUCCAAGAUGUGACCGCAAAUACGCGAAAUGUGAAUACCACGAACGUGAUUCAGCAGAUGUAGAGAA